Molecule: messenger RNA, 1152 nt
Organism: Phanerochaete carnosa HHB-10118-sp
Lineage: Eukaryota; Fungi; Basidiomycota; Agaricomycetes; Polyporales; Phanerochaetaceae
Exons: 2
Coding region: 196-1152 (318 amino acids)
Source: RefSeq, a predicted model, not a curated record
CGUCCCUGCUCGAGUGCUACCCAGAGGAGAACCCGUUCUUGCUAGACCCCCCCGCCGUAUAACCUCACACCAUACCCUCCCGACGAUUCAGGCGAUACUCCAGAAUUCAGGGCCGCCGCUUGCGAUGUGGCGAGCAAGACCGCACUCAAUCCUCUUGCAGGAACUUAUGGGACGUGCCCCGUGCAUGUCGUAGACAUGCGACUGAUCCUUGCAGAUAUGCCGCUCACCAAGUAUGAGCGGCCACCUCCGCUCCAGAAAGCCGUGCUUAAGGACGAGCUGGUGUUCCUGGAGCAAAUCAAUCCGAAGGGAAGCACAGCAUUGUUCAAGAUACGCGUCGGAGAACGGGUGCUCCUACUGAAGAUGUUCCGCAACAAGGAGGUCUCGCUCGAGAACUAUCGCAAGCGCGAGGAAGCGCCGCCACAUCCGAUGAAGCGUUUCGAACGGGAGAGCGACGCGUACGCGCAUCUGCAGCACUACGGCGCGUGCGAGGCGGGUGCGGUGCCGAAGUGUUAUGGCUGGCUUGAGCUGUCAGUGCAGGACAUGGAUGCCAUCGCUGCGCUGCCCGGGAUCGACGUACGGUGGCAGCACCUCAAGGACGACGAGAAGCCACCAAAGGCACUUCUCAUCGAGUUCUUCGAGGGCGCCCAGCGGCUGAGCACACAGACCAUCACGCUGGCAGUGGCAGAUGCAGCGUUGAGGGCACUGUACCACGUCCAUGCGUCGUACAUAGUGCACAGUGACGUGUACGGACGCAACACCUUGGUUCUUCCCGAGGGCCGCGUCGUAUGGGUCGACUUUGAUGCAUCCUGGGCAGUGUGGCGAUCAAGCGGUGACACACCCGUUCGCAGGCAAGAUCUGUUUGACGAGCUUGCUCGAGCCUGGACUCACUUCUACGACGAAUUGGUGCGUGAGCGUGUGGUUGCAGACGAUAUAUCACAUUUGUUGACCUAUACUAUAGUUGCCCGACAAACGGAUCGGUUUUACCCAUUGGCUGUACUGAUCACUUACAUUGCCCUUCGCCAAUGCUGCAUGCUCAGUCUGCUGCUACCCGUAUACUAUGCAGAGACUGACUCAAGAUCGGACGCUUCUACAAACUGGUCGGGCGCACGAAAUUUGCUAGAUCAGACUCUACGUACAUUGCAGGAGACUUGA